AUGCCGCCACGCGCCCGGAGCAGCUCCGGCUACCGCGGCGUCUGUGCCCGCCCCUCCGGCGUGUAUUACGUAGAUAUCCGCUCCGAUGAUACAUGCCUCGGCCUCGAGAUGUUCGAGACCGCCCACGAGGCCGUCCUCGCGUACGACGCGGCGGCGUGGCGCCUCAGGAGGCCACGAGCGCAGAUGAAUUUCUCAGACGCGCCAGCAGGCGCAGGACCUCGCGCCUCCGCCGCGGCUAAUCACGGCGGAGGACCGCCGCAUCCAGCGGAGGCGAGAGCACCGCCUCCUCAUCGCCGAGGCGGAUGA
Aegilops tauschii subsp. strangulata is the source of this 306-nucleotide messenger RNA. Lineage: Eukaryota; Viridiplantae; Streptophyta; Magnoliopsida; Poales; Poaceae. The record is from RefSeq and is a predicted model, not a curated record.